UGAACCAGCUAAGAACAACAAAAACAUUUAUGACAUCAGAUACUUAGUUAAUGCAGUCGUUCAGGUGGUACCACCAAAGCAAACUAAUUCCAUUGUCCAAUGUCACAGAUGUCAAGAGUUUGGGCACACGAAAAGUUAUUGUAACAAAUCUAAUGCUUGUGUUAAAUGCGGCUCUAAUCACAACACUACCGAAUGUACCAAAGACAGAAAUGCUCCUGCCAAAUGCGCAAACUGCCAGCACGAACAUCCAGCUAACUAUCGCGGGUGUCAAGUACACCAGUCACUGAAAACCAAAUAUAAUGCUAGCAAAGCACGCACGAUGGAGAGCCCGCUUGUUUAUAAUGCCACAGAAUCCACAAAUUUGCAAAAACAAAAUUUAUUUUUCAACAGCAAAACAAACAACAUGGCCUAGUAUGCUGAUGCUGUAAAAACAACUAACCUUGAUCAAUUUUUAGAAAAAACACUCACAAUUUGUUUGUACCUUAACAGCACAUUUACUUAUUGUCUAUUAACAUUAAGACAGAUUGUAAAUUUAACUUGAAUAAAAAAAAAAUUAAUGUAGUUUUUGUUGUCAGUAUUCAUUAGUGUUUAUGCAGAAGCUGUUUUCUGUAGUCGGUGUUUCAUAGUGUUCGAAUACUGUAAUGUCUUCAAAAGAGGGAGUUUUGUAUCAUCAGCUGUUCUGGGCCUAUAGAGGAUCUCAUGCUAACUUGCCAGCGCAACUGUGUCAAAAAAAUGCCAUCGAUAUUUGGAAAAUGGCUAAAGAAAAACUAAAAAAUAAAGAAAAGUUUAUAGAACAUAUAAAUGAUGUUAUACGACAGUUGAAGGUGAAGGCCACGAAGAAGAAAGCAACAAUGCUUUGUUAUAUUACACAGCUACCUAUGAAAACAUCAAGCACGCCAGCACCACGCCCAGGCACGCUAAGGCCCAAGGUUCCGUCGACUUCAAUUGCUCUUCAACAAAAACAGGAUUCGGAUGUUGUAGCUUCAUCCACGUGUUCAUCUCAUAUGGAAUCGAUUGUCGAAGUCACUGGGCAUAAAAGCACUGCCGUUAAACGAAAGAUGAGCGAUACCCACGAUGAACAAAGUCAAAAUACUGAUGAGGAAAUUGUGCAGACACCUUCUACGGAACCACACACGACUUUGAUUGAUUCGGGCUUCACUAAAAAUGUUACAAGCAAGCCGGCUCAAGAUACUCUUAUGAAAAAAAUUAGUCUUCUGCAACAGAGAAUAAAUGUUCUUACUGAAGCAAGGGAUACUGGAAUAGCCAAAGAUGAUGUUCACGACGAAAUCAAAAAGCUACGCAAAGUGUUAAAAGAAGAAGAAAUAUGUUUAAAGAAAAAAAGAGACUCUGCUAAGCGUGCAAAAAAAUUUCGAGCCAAAGAAAAACUGGAGAAAACUGAACGUCAGAGAAACAAUCCUCCUGCAGCACAACCUCGAACUAGCUCUGGACAGCCCCCUUAGUUGACUCGCAACCUACUCUCCUAGAGCUAGAGACCAUAAUUAAUAUUGCCAUUCAUGGCAGCGCUGCUGAUGAACGCCGCCGAACAGAGAUGAUUAGGAGUUGUCUCACUCUGUCCGACCUGCAUGAGAGGCUGUUGUUAAUGGGAUUCAAAAUUUCUCGAAGCGGCAUAUAUCUUCAUUUACUCCCACGCGUUUCUAACACUCCAGAGGGAAGAAGGCACGUACGUACCGUACCCGUAAAGUUAGCAAGACCACAGACCGAGAUGCACAAAAAGCACGAGGUCGGGGAAUUUUGCAUUGCUACAAUCAGGUCAUUGGAAUCUCUCAAAUCGCUUCUGGGACCGCAGCAAAUAUUCGUUCUCUCACAAGACGAUAAGGCACGUGUACCAAUAGGUUUACUGGCAGUGAAAAGUCAAGCCCUCUUUUAAUGCAUAUGGAAUACAGAAUACUUUUACCUGAUCAUGACUGGGUCGUGGCAGAACGGCACAAACUUAUUCCUUCUGUAUAUGCCGCCGUCAACGUGGAACCUAACAAUUUCGGUAAGGAAGAAGCUGUUGGGUACAGCGGGCCGACAUACAUAUCCAUAAGAAGCGGGAAACAUGCAUCCUCCACAGCGAACACCCAUGCUUAAGGUUUGGAAUCACUUUUAUCAAAACCUUCAUUCAAACCCUUAAUGAUGACAGAAUUGAACACCGUGAAGCCAGUGAUCAUCAUCUUUGUAGAUGGUGGGCCGGACGAAAACGCGCGUUAUCGCAAAGCCAAAAACUUUGCGAUUGAACACUUUAAAAAAUACAACUUGGACGCCCUGUUUAUAGCGACUAAUGCUCCUGGGCGGAGCGCAUAUAACCGAGUUGAGCGUCGCAUGGCUCCCCUCAGCAAACGACUGGCAGGCGUCAUUCUGCCUCAUGAACAUUUUGGUUCUCAUCUUCAUACUUCAAACCCCAAGCAAGCUUGUAGUACCCAGUUUGCUAGACAAAGGAACAUCCAAGUUUUCACCACUUCUUGUGAGGUUGUCCCUUGAUCUGUCACCUCCUCUAGAAGGGUUUAAGCAGAUGCCUUACGACUUCUUUUGUUUAUCUGUACAAUCCGACUUAAAGAAAAAAGUAUGUCCCACCUGUGGGAUCUGUUUCACAUCUCACAAGAGUGUUCAAAUGCACUGUCGUUACGUGCAUGGCAAGACUGUCCAAGACUAUUGUGAAACUAGAGUACGGCCGCAGCGCCUUGCUGCGUAGUUAUGAAACAUCGUCUGAGGAUGCUGACUGGCUCGAUGAAGACGAAUUUGAUGCCAUUGGCUUAACAAUUCCAGAACCGUCCUUGUAUGCACUCCAGAUGCCAGUGAUGAAAGAAUCUGAGUGGCUAGCAAACCCGUGGACAGAGGAGCAGUAAUUUUAAUCGUAUUGUUUUCAAUAGACCGCAAAGGCAAUUAAAUUAAAACCAAAGAUAAAAACUAUAACUUUUUGCGAUUUUAGGGCAAAUUAUAAAAAUUAAUUGUUAUGUGACGUUUCAAGAGGAGGAGGUCCAUUACAAGGGGGGAGGGGGGUGGUGAGUGGUGAAAAAUCUUCAAAAAUUGCGUUACGUAAUACUUGAACGCUCCCUAAGGUCUCCCACUCUCAUGAAAGGCUAUUUGGCUGUCUUUGUAUGUUUCACUACAAAGGCAGUACAGCUUGAGCUAUGUACUAAUCUGACGACAGAGGUUUUUCUCGCGGCAUUUGCUCGCUUCGUCGCUCGACGUGGCUUCCCAUCAAAAAUCAUGAGCGAUAAUGGCAAAACAUUUAUUGGAGCUCCACGAGCCACAGAAAAACAGUUUGUGGAUUUCUUUAAACAAGUGUCACCUGAAAUCGUACAAAAGUACACCCCCAAGGUAUCAAUUGGCAAUUUAUACCCCAAGUGCUCUUCAAGUGGUUGGUUUAUGGGAAUCAGCUUUAAAGAGUUUGAAUUGUAGCAAGCAGCUACAAAUUUCAUUAUGAGGAAUUCACAACAUUAUUAACUAAAAUCGUUCUCAACUGCAGAAAAUGCGCCAAGGAUUGGAGAUUGUGACCUGAUUCGUGACUAAUGCUUCUCCUCCACCGGUUGGCGGCUCGGCCGCAUAAAGAAACUUUUCCGACGGUCAUACUCGCGUAGUCGAUCUCCGUACGCAAGCAAGAAUGUUUACAAGACCGCUCGUUAAACUAUGCUUUUUACCGACCGCCAGUACCUUUGAAACGAAAACGAUAAAACCCUCAAAUAAACCAGAUAUAAUAAAUAUUUAAAAAUAACAAACAAAUUAACCUAAAUGGUCGAUCAACUUGACGACCCACUUAUGCCACACAACGUGGCAGCCACACCCAUUUCCACUCUAUUCAACAAAUGUAUAAUUCAAAUAGCACUCUUCCAAACAGAUUAACAUGGAUGCAGACAUGCCACCCGUUCCGACGCCAACACCCAGGAGUGUACACCGGAAAACCUGUGUUAGAGAUUAGUAUGUGGCCUCAUCAUACCAUGCUGCACCGGACCACCAGACAUGACAUCGGUCAACAUUCUGGUGGCCACCACCGCGGCGCAGUACGACGACCGCUAAUAAGCCGUGGUGCAUGAUUCCGUCGACAGCCAACCACAUCAUCAUACCGUAUCUGGCGGCCACAGAAUGGGACGUCGACACGACGCCAGCAACAAAGGCCGCGUCCGCGCCACAACUCAGGCCUCAGCACCGUUGUAGCCACACUCCAGCAACUGCAACGACUCCUAGGCUGAAAUAUUCGCCUAGGGGGGUCGGGAUGGCUAAAUGAUCCUUAGUUCCCUGUCCCACACAACAUAUAAUCCGCAAGCGCCAUUUCAACACCAAACACCUAACCACAGCAAUAAUCCCGCAUUAAUAAUACUCUACAUUCACCGCAUUAAAAUAUACGUCACUAACACGCUACAUUCACCACACUCACCUCGACAUAACCUACAACCCACAUCACUCAUAACUACGUUCGUCACUUUUUUUGCGAUCCGCCAUCGAAAAGCCGUGUUCUGCUAAUACCGAAUUCCAACUUUUGCAUAUUGUGCGACCAUCCGCCGUUUAUAAUACGAUUUAAUUUAAUUUGUAUAUAAAGUUCUUGCGGAUAUAAUAA
This is a messenger RNA of Bactrocera neohumeralis, 4555 nucleotides long. RefSeq lists its product as uncharacterized. Bases 642 to 1460 code for a protein of 272 amino acids. The record is from RefSeq and is a predicted model, not a curated record. The transcript is spliced from 3 exons. NCBI's taxonomy places the organism in Eukaryota, Metazoa, Arthropoda, Insecta, Diptera, Tephritidae.